UGUCAGUUAUUCAAGAAUCAAAAAUGGCGAUCCAAAAAACCCACAAAGGGAAAACAAAACCACGAUCCACAAAUCUAAUACUCACAGUUUCAAUUAUAGCCAUAACUUUACUAUACAUUGGUUCAAAUGGGUUUUCUUUUUCUACUUCAAUAAGCUCAAAAAACUCAGUAUAUUCUAAGAAUAGUAAAUUACAUAAUGGGCCACAUAAGUAUCUUUAUUGGGGUAAUAGAAUUGAUUGUCCUGGUAAACAUUGUAAUACUUGUGCUGGUUUGGGUCAUCAAGAAUCAAGUCUUAGGUGUGCUCUUGAAGAAGCUAUGUUUCUUAAUAGCAGAACAUUUGUUAUGCCUUCGAGGAUGUGUAUCAAUCCGAUCCACAAUAACAAAGGGAUUCUUCAUCGGCCCAGCAAUUCAACUUCUGAGGAAUGGUGGGCAGAUAGUUCGUGUGCUAUGGAUUCUUUAUAUGAUUUGGAUCUCAUCUCUGACACAGUACCUGUAAUUUUGGACAACUCUGAAAUGUGGCAUCACGUCCUGGCAACAAGCAUGAAGUUAGGUUCUAGAGGGGUGGCCCACGUUGAAGGAGUUAGCAAGACUGAUCUCAAAGAAAAAAGUUCGUACUCAAACAUUUUGCUUAUCAAUCGAACUGCAAGCCCACUUUCGUGGUUUGCAGAAUGCAAGGAUAGGAAAAAUCAUAGCUCCAUUCUUCUGCCAUAUUCAUUUCUUCCUUCAAUGGCUGCGGAAAAACUACGGCGUGCAGCAGAAGAAAUCAAGGUGUGGCUUGGUGAUUAUGAUGCUAUGCAUGUUCGAAGAGGUGAUGUUCUCAAGACGAGGAAGGACAGGUUUGGGGUUGAACGAAGUUUGCACCCUCAUUUGGACAGGGAUACACGUCCUGAGUUCAUUCUAUGCAGAAUAGCAAAAUGGGUCCCGCCUGGGCGAACCCUUUAUAUUGCUUCUAAUGAGAGGACACCAGGUUACUUUUCUCCUUUGGGUGUGAGGUACAAGCUGGCCUAUUCCUCAAAUUUUAGCAGCAUUUUGGAUCCAUUAAUCGAAAACAAUUACGAGCUCUUCAUGGUAGAAAGGCUUAUUAUGAUGGGAGCAAAAACAUUUAUCAACACAAUGAAACAGGAUGAUACUGAUCUCAGCCUCAGCGAUGACCCUAAAAAGAAUACCAAGAAAUGGGAAAUACCGGUUUAUACAAGAGACAACGAAGAAUGUUAGCUCUGAGAUGCUGGACCUGAUUCGUCUGAGCAUAUGCUCGUGACAUACUUUACUCCUUUCAAUCAGUUUUUGUUCUUCACUUGUAAAGCAAAAUCUUGUGGUUUUCUUUGUGAAUGUCACAGUUGUUUAGGUACUAGUUGAGAGAAUAGCCUGUAUCAACAUGUUGUAUAUUAUGAUAUGGGCUUCAAUUGGACAUGGUGUUUUGGUGAGGA
Lycium barbarum (goji berry) is the source of this 1426-nucleotide messenger RNA. RefSeq lists its product as uncharacterized. Gene Ontology annotation, cellular component: Golgi apparatus. NCBI's taxonomy places the organism in Eukaryota, Viridiplantae, Streptophyta, Magnoliopsida, Solanales, Solanaceae. The transcript is spliced from 6 exons. The record is from RefSeq and is a predicted model, not a curated record. Bases 24 to 1214 code for a protein of 396 amino acids.